AUGGCCGAGGGCAGCGCGGUGUGCGACCCUCAGCACGCCGCGCGCCUGCUGCGAGCGCUCAGCUCUUUCCGCGAGGAGUCCCGCUUCUGCGACGCGCACCUGGUCCUCGACGGGGAGGAGAUCCCGGUGCAGAAGAACAUCCUCGCGGCCGCAAGCCCGUACAUCAGGACAAAGUUAAACUAUAAUCCUCCGAAAGAUGACGGAUCAACCUAUAAGAUCGAACUUGAAGGGAUAUCGGUGAUGGUCAUGAGAGAGAUCCUGGACUACAUCUUCAGUGGACAGAUUCGCCUAAAUGAAGAUACCAUCCAAGAUGUUGUGCAGGCAGCGGACCUGCUCCUGCUGACAGAUCUGAAAACUCUGUGCUGCGAGUUUCUAGAAGGCUGCAUUGCUGCUGAGAACUGCAUCGGGAUCCGCGACUUCGCACUCCACUACUGCCUGCACCAUGUGCAUUACCUUGCCACAGAGUACCUGGAGACCCACUUCCGAGACGUCAGCAGCACGGAAGAAUUCCUAGAGCUGAGUCCUCAGAAGCUUAAGGAAGUGAUUUCUCUUGAGAAGUUAAAUGUUGGCAAUGAAAGAUAUGUAUUUGAGGCAGUAAUUCGAUGGAUAGCACAUGAUACAGAAAUGAGAAAGGUCCACAUGAAGGAUGUUAUGUCAGCACUGUGGGUUUCAGGGUUAGACUCCAGCUACUUACGGGAACAGAUGCUGAAUGAACCAUUAGUACGAGAAAUUGUCAAAGAGUGCAGCAACAUACCACUGAGCCAGCCACAGCAAGGAGAGGCAAUGCUAGCCAAUUUCAAACCCCGGGGGUACUCUGAAUGCAUUGUGACUGUUGGUGGAGAAGAAAGAGUUUCACGGAAACCAACAGCAGCAAUGCGCUGUAUGUGCCCUCUUUAUGACCCUAAUAGGCAGCUUUGGAUUGAACUAGCCCCUUUAAGCAUGCCAAGAAUUAACCAUGGAGUGCUCUCAGCAGAAGGAUUUUUGUUUGUAUUUGGGGGCCAAGAUGAAAAUAAGCAGACCCUGAGCUCCGGAGAAAAGUAUGACCCCGAUGCGAAUUCAUGGACUGCAUUGCCACCAAUGAACGAGGCAAGACAUAAUUUUGGAAUUGUGGAGAUAGAUGGAAUGCUGUACAUUUUAGGAGGAGAGGAUGGUGAUAAAGAGCUAAUUUCCAUGGAGUGUUAUGAUAUUUAUUCUAAAACCUGGACAAAGCAACCUGAUUUGACCAUGGUUAGAAAGAUUGGCUGCUAUGCAGCUAUGAAAAAGAAAAUCUAUGCCAUGGGUGGAGGGUCAUAUGGAAAACUUUUUGAAUCUGUGGAAUGUUAUGACCCAAGGACCCAGCAAUGGACUGCUAUAUGUCCGCUGAAAGAGAGAAGAUUUGGAGCAGUUGCCUGUGGAGUUGCCAUGGAACUGUAUGUAUUUGGGGGAGUCAGAAGUCGCGAGGACAUCCAGGGUAGCGAGAUGGUAACUUGCAAGUCUGAAUUCUACCAUGAUGAAUUUAAAAGGUGGAUCUAUCUUAAUGACCAGAAUUUAUGCAUCCCCGCCAGUUCCUCUUUUGUUUAUGGAGCUGUACCCAUAGGAGCCAGUAUUUAUGUUAUUGGAGAUCUUGACACAGGUACCAAUUACGACUACGUGCGUGAGUUUAAAAGGAGCACAGGAACCUGGCAUCACACUAAACCACUCCUUCCAUCCGACCUCCGCCGCACUGGGUGUGCAGCCUUACGUAUUGCAAAUUGCAAGCUUUUCCGCCUGCAGCUUCAGCAAGGCUUAUUCCGUAUCCGUGUUCAUUCACCUUGAAGAGGAAGUAGGACAAGCCGAGCUCCUGACCAAGUGCACCAUAACGUAGCUUUAUGUGAGGGGACAGAGAUGGCAGCCAAAACUUGCUCUGCGUGCCGGGCUUUGUAUGGUAACUGGUGGUUUUAUAAUGCUUAGACGCUUGAGCUUCAUCUCUUGUUUGGGAGAACAUGUAACUUGAAAAAACUACCUGGAGGAUGUGUCUCCAGUUAGAUGUGUCUGUAGACAAAUGGAGGCUAGUCGGUGUCAAAAGGAAGAGGGAAGUGAGAAGCUGUAUAAUGUAAAAUACUGAAGUGAAAAUACUGAGGUGCAUUUUCCCUGAAGGGAACUCGUAUCUGACUGCUAUGUACCUGGCUUUGGUAAACAAACAAACAAAAAUCCGUAUAUGCAAAUCAACAUAUCCAGACAUACCAAGACUGUUCUUCUACUGCACUUGGCAGGAAAUAUGCCUAACCCUGUCCAACCAAUUAAGGAUUGUGCCUAAAAUGUUAGAUUGGACUGUUUGCCAGCUAGUCUCCAUUUACUACUAGUAUUCUGUGCUAAGAAUCUUUUUAAAACUAUAUUAUGAUGAAUUGAAACUAAGAUAAAAUUUCUCUUUGGUGACAUUCUAUCUUAGUAACAUAAAGACUCGAUAAGUUAAUGAGUCAGGUUGCAGCCCUCAUGUGAAUUUAAGGGAAGUUGCUAACUUCUAUUUAAUUUAGAUUAAGGUACGCCAUGCCAUAAUUUCUGGGGUAGUACUCUCGGAGUUGUGAAGGAUCUCAGCAGUGCCACUUUUUCUUCUCAGUUAAUCAGAACCAUUUUAUAAAUAUGAGGAUAUUAGAGAGUAGGAGAUUUUAUCAAAGAAAGACCUGAGUCAGACAAAUAAUAAAGGUCAGCUAUGUCUUUAAAAAAAACAACAACACACGCACACAAAAAAAUCUGUCCAGGCAAAAUAUAAAGGGAUCAAAACUUUUUUUAAAAAUCUGUCUGAAAGCACACAAAGUCUUGUUUACUACUGUUUAGGAUUUGAAAACUUGUCUUAGAGUGUGAACAUGUGUUCAGAAUCUAGUCUUUGUAGGAGAAUUUUCUCAAUGCCGUUCACUAGUAAGAGUUUUCAACAAAUUACGAUCAAGUUUGGCUGGUAGAAUAAACUACCUCAAUUUCAUUUCAUUCUCUUCAUAGUAGAGCAGAUUAAUCUUUUUCUCCUUUCCUAUCUCUCAAUCCCAUGCCCCUUUGCCCCACUUCCUUUGCGGGGCAAAGUCUCUCAUUAAUAGCAUUUAUCUUUUAAGAUAUUUUGUUUCCCAUUCAGAUUAUACCACCUUAGUGUGAAAUCGGGAAC
This is a messenger RNA of Molossus molossus (Pallas's mastiff bat), 3109 nucleotides long. It is a transcript of the gene GAN, whose product is annotated as gigaxonin. Gene Ontology annotation, molecular function: protein binding. Bases 1 to 1794 code for a protein of 597 amino acids. NCBI's taxonomy places the organism in Eukaryota, Metazoa, Chordata, Mammalia, Chiroptera, Molossidae. Gene Ontology annotation, biological process: cytoskeleton organization. The record is from RefSeq and is a predicted model, not a curated record. The transcript is spliced from 11 exons.